Arabidopsis thaliana (thale cress) is the source of this 2359-nucleotide messenger RNA. It is a transcript of the gene GAUT15, whose product is annotated as galacturonosyltransferase 15. The transcript is spliced from 6 exons. Gene Ontology annotation, biological process: pectin biosynthetic process. Bases 353 to 1975 code for a protein of 540 amino acids. Gene Ontology annotation, cellular component: Golgi membrane. The record is from RefSeq and is marked reviewed. Lineage: Eukaryota; Viridiplantae; Streptophyta; Magnoliopsida; Brassicales; Brassicaceae. Gene Ontology annotation, molecular function: polygalacturonate 4-alpha-galacturonosyltransferase activity; glycosyltransferase activity.
AGGAAUAAUAUUGGUGAAAUAUUAUCUUUUACAAAAAUGCAUUUAUUUUGGUAAGCAUAUGUCCGCUUGGCUUCUUUAGAAAAAUUCAUUCCUCUUUGAAUGUUGUUUUUUAUUCCCGUCGUACAGAUCAAAAACCAAACAGUCCCUCUCGACCUACUGGAUUCGCGUUUUGCUUUUGAUCACAUCUUCGUCAUUGAGCUUCUUCUUCUUCUCGAUCCCUGUUGGUUUUGGUUGUUGUUUUUGAUGAACUGAUAGUGGAGAUCAGAGAUCUGGAAAACAGAGCCGUGUGUUACUGUUUUGGAUUGAUGGAACUGAAGAAACGUUGUGAGAAAGUUAGGGAAACUGUGAAGAAAUGAAGUUUUACAUAUCAGCGACGGGGAUUAAGAAGGUUACGAUAUCAAAUCCCGGCGUCGGAAUCGGUAAAGGAAGCGGAGGAUGUGCGGCUGCAGCGGCGGCGUUAGCAGCGCGGAGAUUCUCUAGUCGCACGUUGUUACUGUUGCUGCUGCUGCUCGCUAUCGUCCUCCCUUUUAUCUUCGUCAGGUUCGCGUUUCUCGUCCUCGAAUCUGCCUCCGUUUGCGAUUCACCACUCGAUUGCAUGGGACUCAGACUUUUCCGUGGGGGCGACACAUCUCUGAAAAUUGGGGAAGAGUUGACACGGGCUCUAGUGGAAGAGACGACAGAUCAUCAGGACGUUAAUGGAAGAGGAACGAAGGGAUCAUUGGAGUCAUUCGACGACCUUGUUAAGGAGAUGACGUUAAAACGCCGUGACAUAAGGGCGUUUGCUUCCGUGACUAAGAAGAUGCUGUUGCAGAUGGAACGUAAAGUCCAAUCAGCGAAACAUCAUGAGUUAGUGUACUGGCAUUUAGCCUCUCACGGUAUUCCUAAAAGCCUCCAUUGCCUUUCCCUCAGAUUAACUGAAGAGUACUCUGUAAAUGCAAUGGCUCGAAUGCGUUUGCCUCCGCCUGAGUCCGUAUCACGUCUGACCGACCCAUCUUUUCAUCAUAUUGUCCUCCUGACUGACAAUGUCCUUGCUGCCUCUGUCGUCAUAUCGUCUACUGUACAAAACGCUGUGAAUCCCGAGAAGUUUGUCUUUCAUAUUGUUACCGAUAAGAAAACCUAUACCCCUAUGCAUGCUUGGUUUGCUAUCAACUCUGCUUCAUCACCAGUUGUUGAAGUAAAGGGACUUCAUCAGUAUGAUUGGCCUCAAGAAGUGAACUUCAAAGUUAGAGAGAUGCUGGACAUUCACCGCUUAAUUUGGAGACGACAUUAUCAAAAUUUGAAAGACUCUGAUUUUAGUUUUGUUGAGGGUACUCAUGAGCAGUCCUUGCAAGCUCUAAAUCCUAGCUGCCUUGCCCUUUUGAACCAUCUUCGCAUUUACAUUCCCAAGCUUUUUCCAGAUCUCAACAAGAUAGUGUUGUUGGAUGAUGAUGUAGUAGUACAGAGCGAUCUUUCGUCUUUAUGGGAAACGGAUCUCAACGGUAAAGUUGUUGGUGCUGUCGUUGAUUCGUGGUGCGGAGACAACUGUUGCCCCGGAAGAAAAUACAAAGACUAUUUCAACUUCUCACAUCCUUUGAUCUCAUCAAACUUAGUUCAAGAAGACUGUGCUUGGCUUUCUGGUAUGAAUGUCUUUGAUCUCAAAGCCUGGAGACAAACCAAUAUUACUGAAGCUUACUCUACAUGGCUAAGACUCAGUGUUAGGUCAGGACUACAAUUAUGGCAACCAGGGGCUUUACCACCGACAUUACUUGCUUUCAAAGGACUUACACAGUCUCUUGAACCAUCAUGGCACGUCGCUGGACUAGGUUCUCGAUCCGUAAAAUCCCCUCAAGAGAUUCUGAAAUCUGCUUCGGUUUUACAUUUCAGCGGUCCAGCAAAACCGUGGCUAGAGAUCAGUAACCCUGAGGUACGAUCUCUUUGGUAUAGAUACGUAAAUUCCUCCGACAUCUUCGUUAGAAAAUGCAAAAUCAUGAACUGAGACUAAAAAACAGAUUAGAAAACAAAUAUAAAGAAAAGAGAAAACUGAGUGAUGAAGCCAAUACUUGCGGCUGUGUGAGAGAACAGAGGGAAGAAGGUUUAAGCCUUCAGCCUCUGCUCAUAUUUCUCUCAUGUCCAUAUACUAAACAGUAAUUUAGAUAAAGGACAGUAUCAAAUUAGACUUUAAGCGUAUGAAGCUUCUUUUUGAGAUCAUUAUCUCAAGUAGUAACUAUAGUAAAAAAUGUAAUUUUGUUUAAUUAUAGCUACACAUUAAUUUAUCACAUUAUAGAUCUUUUGUAAGUUUUUAUUUUUGUAAUCCAUAAUUAAUUUAUGGACAUGUUGUAAUGAUUUUAUGAUCAAUGUUUAUAGUUUUGCUUGUCUCUAA